Saccostrea echinata is the source of this 3349-nucleotide messenger RNA. RefSeq lists its product as uncharacterized. The coding region runs from base 1 to 3144 and encodes 1047 amino acids. Gene Ontology annotation, biological process: G protein-coupled receptor signaling pathway; cell surface receptor signaling pathway. Gene Ontology annotation, molecular function: G protein-coupled receptor activity. The record is from RefSeq and is a predicted model, not a curated record. The transcript has a single exon. Gene Ontology annotation, cellular component: membrane. NCBI's taxonomy places the organism in Eukaryota, Metazoa, Mollusca, Bivalvia, Ostreida, Ostreidae.
AUGAAUGAACUCUUCAUCACAAUGUACCUUGCUGUCUUGACUUUGGUGACCGUCCAGUGUUUUCAUAUUUCCAGUGACCCAUUCGUACCCACCGCCUACAGUAUAAACGAUUUGCCGAACAAAUCACAGGAUGAGAAUAAGAAAAUCCUGAAAAUUAAGUUACAAAGACUUCUAUAUGGUCUAAAAGAGGAUGAGAGCGUGAAAAUACCAGAUGAACAAUUUUGGUUUAACAGAGAUGUUCUUAGAAUGAAAGGCGCAGAUAAAAUGAAAACGACUUCUCCACAAGAUGCCGAACAGGAGUCUCCCGCAGAAACGGACGAGGAAUCCCUCUAUGAUGAGCUGAUUUUUCAUUUAGUUUACAAAAGGUUUGGAAAAUGUAUUCACUUUCCGUUGUAUUCUCCUAAGCCAAUUUAUAUGGUUAAUAAAUGUCCACAUGACUCCACUGAUGAUCAAGCCGUAUUGCUGUGUCAUGGUCACCAUAAACAAUUUGUAGAAGAACAGCACAAGUGUGUUAUAGACUUGCAGCAUAUCCCAGUUCAAGAUUUACAUGGAGUCGUGUACAGAAAUGUCUAUUGUUCGCGUUGCCAUGGAGCACACAAUGUAAGUUCCUGGACCGCUGACUUAAAGUUUAAUGACAUACCUGUUCUUAAAUUAAUGGAUGGCUUCAAGAAUACCUCUAUCAAUAUCCUAAAAAGUAUGGAUGAAAUGGCGAGAUGUUCAAAGAAAAUUUUUCCGUAUAACCAAAAUGUUAUAAAACACUGUAAACAUCCCACCAGUCUUCGCAGCCAUGAAAACCGUGCCCGCAAUGCUCCAAUAAAUCCUCAACCAGGCUCAGAAAAAAUGCCCUUGUCGUUUCAAAUUCUGAUAAAUUUUGGAAUAAAUGGUGAAGGACACAUUAUAUUCAGCACGGAAACGACACAUCCCGUUGAAACGGUCUCUUGUCCAAAGAACCAAGUGUAUUACAAGGGGCACUGUCGUGAAGUCACAUGUGAUGAAGGCUACCAUCUUGAAAACAACGUCUGCCAACCUGAUCCAAUAUCUCUAAAUUCAGAAGAUUCUUUGUCACGACUGCAAAACGCGAAUGAGAUGACGUCUCUGACAUUCCGACUUAAUGCUACUAAAGAGGAACUGAGUAUUUUGGAACAGGACGGUGCAGAGGAUAUGAUUAUUGAAGAAAUUGCCUUUGUCUUAAAUGUGAGCUCCAGUCGCAUCAGAGACCUUACAAUAUCUAUUCGUAACGGUACGACACAGUCCCAGAUGAUAGAGAUUGUUCAUCCAAGACGGUUCCAGAAAAACAGAGCUACGGAGAACGAAGACUUCUCUCCAGAAAUAUUGACUACAAAAACUGAAGAUGUGUCUAAAAAUGUGUCUUCCGACAACCAACAAACUACCAAAGAAAAAUCCCCCGAUGAAUCAUUGUUCACAGUUGAAUUUAAAUUUGAUCUUUUGGCAAGCAUAAAAAAGACUGGGAAAUUUAGCUCUUCUUUGUCUAGUGUGGUGGAUAAUAUGAAUCAUUUGAUAAGGACUCAAAGUUUUAGUUUAGAAUUAAACGGCUCCGACUUCAAGAUUACUGAAAUAAAACAGCAACAACAUAACGUAUCACUGCAUCUUAUCAAAUGGUGCAACCAUGGAACGAAAAUCAUGAAAAAGGGAAGUGAAGUAGACAUGAAGAAUUCAACUGACAGUCGGACCGGACGAACAGUCCACGGUGUAUUUGUGAAUGAAACAGGGAAAUUCUAUGGACCGGAUAUGUUUGAUUUUUAUAUUUACGUGUUGGGUGAAUUCGGAAAUAUAAGCAACGUAACUAUGAACGCCUUAGUUUUUCUCUGCGAUACGCCUCGUAUUCAAAACGGCGAGUGUGCAAAAUUGACUUUGAACUCGACUUCGUACGAGAAAUUGUACAAUAAUUCGGUUUUUUAUGAAGGAGAAGUAUUUGAUCAGGAUAAAUAUGAAUAUGUAGAUGAUAUGCAUGACAAUAUAAGGAUAUGCAUAUACAGUCAAGGCGUUUCCUCGAAUAUUCUGAAAACAUCGUGCGGAAUAGAAUUUAAGAAUAUCAUCGUGGCUGAGAGUUACCUAAGUUUCGUUUUGGGGAUCAUUUCAACUGUGAUCACAUUCCUUUCAUUGAUUACCUAUGUUAUUUUUAAAGAAAUGAGAAAUUUGCCCGGAGUGAGCACGGCUAACCUAACAUUCGCACUCUUUCUUGCCGAACUACUUUUCAUUGUCUCUGGGGCGCCUAAGCCAGAUUGGUUGUGCCCAGUGAUAGGCAUGAUGCUUCACUACCUAUUUCUGGCGUCUUUCUUCUGGAUGAAUGUUAUGUCGUAUGACUUAUAUAAAACAUUUGCCAACAAGUAUAUCCUCACAAGAGUGAGAAGCAAAGAGAAAUACCUCCCACGUUAUGCUCUGUAUGCGUGGGGAUCACCAGCUCUUAUUGUGGCUGGUUGUGCUGUGAUUGACUACACAGACAUUAUACCUAAUGUAAAAAUUAAAUAUGGUGGCGGUUCCCUCUCUCUUUCCCCAAAUGGUUUUGUGGAUCAUGAUUUGAGUGGCACCUUGGACAACAAUACAUUGUCUCGAAGGAUGGAAUCCACGGAUGAAAACCUAGGCUGUUGGAUACAGGAGCCUGUGGCUGCUCUUGUUGCCUUCGGUUCUCCAAUGCUCCUCAUUCUUUUUUCCAACAGCGUAAUGUUUGUAAAAACUAUUUACUGCAUUCGCAAAACUUUGAAACUUGCAAACAUCAAAACGAGGCGAUCUUCGUUGAAUCAUGUGACCGGAAAAUCUGAUGUCAGUCUUUAUGUACGCAUGUCAACUAUGAUGGGUUUCACGUGGAUUUCCGGUCUGGCCUCCUCGAUAGUUAGUGCUUUUGCAGAUACACCAACAUUUACAAUUUGUACGGUGUUACAUGUUAUGAGCUUUUUGUUUAUCAUAUUUAAUUGUUCACAGGGGUUGUUUAUCUUUUUUGCAUUCAUUUGCAACCGAAGAGUUUGUAAAUAUUACAAAACUAUGCUCUCAGGCUGCAAGUCUAAGGUUUCCGGAAAGAAAGUAUUGAAAUCUUCUAGAAUUUCAAUUAGUACAAUCACUUCGUGGACAUAUACAUUUGAAGUUGUUCAAAUAACUGAAAAAGAAAAAUGCCAAAAUGAAAACUAACGCUAUAAGUUUGUAAAUACACUUGUAUAUAUGUAAUAUAUACAUGUAUAGAUCGGUUUACCUAUAGUAGGCAAAAAAAUCAGUGAUCUACAUGUACAUACGACAAGACGAGAGGGUGGAGGUGUAUGAUUUAAAUAUUUUGCCUGUUGUUGUAUAUUUGUUAAUUUUGAUUUUUAUACGAUGUCAUGAUCUGAACAAAUUGUUU